Trichoderma citrinoviride is the source of this 825-nucleotide messenger RNA. RefSeq names its product S-adenosyl-L-methionine-dependent methyltransferase. The coding region runs from base 1 to 825 and encodes 274 amino acids. Gene Ontology annotation, molecular function: S-adenosylmethionine-dependent methyltransferase activity. The record is from RefSeq and is a predicted model, not a curated record. Lineage: Eukaryota; Fungi; Ascomycota; Sordariomycetes; Hypocreales; Hypocreaceae. The transcript is spliced from 3 exons.
AUGACCGACGGCCCAACCCGCCUCCGCGACACCUUCGCCUCCAAGCCCGUCUCCGCCCACAACGACGCCUGGGACGCCCUCUACGCAGACUCCUUCCACCCCUGGGACCGCGCCGGGCCCUCCCUCGCCCUCGCCGACCUGCUCGCCCAGCGGACGGACCUGAUCCCGCCCUCGCAACCGCGCCGCCGCCGCUUGGCGCUGGUUCCCGGGUGCGGCCGCGGCCACGAUGUGCUGCUGCUGAGCGCGCUGGGCUACGACGUCGUCGGCCUGGACUACAGCCCCCGCGCGCUGGAGCUGGCGCGCGAGAACAAGGAGCGGGCAGAUGCCGAGGGGAGGUAUGCCGAGUACGGUGACAAGGACGGCGGCGGCGGCGUCGGCAGCGGCCGGGUGACCUGGGUCUCGGGCGACUUCUUUGGGAAUGGCUGGCAAAGCGACGCGGGUGCAAACAAGUUUGACCUGAUAUUCGACUACACGUUCCUCUGCGCCCUGCAGCCCUCCGAGCGCCCGCGAUGGGCGAAGCGCAUGUCCCAGCUCCUCUCCCCCGGCGGCCAGCUCAUCUGCCUCGAGUUCCCCUCCGGGAAGCCCCUGUCCCUGCAGGGCCCGCCCUGGGGCGUCUGGCCCGAGGUCUACGAGGCGCUCCUCGAGCACCCCGGCGAGCCGAUCGAGUACGCCGACGACGGCAACGUCAAGCCCGGAUCCGUGCCCCGGCUGCCUCACCCGGACGGGCUGCACCGCGUGUGUCUCGUCAAGCCCCGGCGGACGCACAAGGCGGGCACGAAUGAGGACGGGAGCGUCAGGGACUUUAUCUCCGUGUGGUCUCGGUAG